Coniosporium apollinis CBS 100218 is the source of this 411-nucleotide messenger RNA. RefSeq lists its product as uncharacterized. The coding region runs from base 1 to 411 and encodes 136 amino acids. Lineage: Eukaryota; Fungi; Ascomycota; Dothideomycetes. The record is from RefSeq and is a predicted model, not a curated record. Gene Ontology annotation, molecular function: protein heterodimerization activity. Gene Ontology annotation, biological process: tRNA methylation; peptidyl-glutamine methylation; rRNA (guanine-N7)-methylation. The transcript is spliced from 2 exons.
AUGACGGAAGACAGUGAGAGCGUGACUGAGUGGCUAAUAGCUUCCCGACCUGCGCCCGCAAAAGCCUGCAAAUCCAGCCAGGCAGCCUUCCCCCUCCACCCGCGUGACGCCGAGCUCGAGAUCAUAGAGAUCGAGCCCAAGCCCGCCUUCCUGCACAACAUCCUCCCGCGCCUGCAGUGGUCCGCCCUCGUUACGCUGUGCGCGGGGCUAAGGGUUGCGGAGUUGCCGGGGGAGGCGCCGGAGGUUGGUGUGCUGGAUGAGGAAGAAGAUGGGAAGAUGAAGGCGGAACUGCAUAGGCUGUUGCUGGAGACGACGGUGAAGGAGGGGGCGCUGAUAUGUGGGAAUUGUGGGCAUGAGUAUAGGAUUAAGGAGGGGAUUGCGAAUUUCUUACUGCCGAGUCAUUUGGUGUGA